UCCUUCCUUCUCCAUUCACCACAACCACUCUUCUUCAUGCCAGUUCGCCAUUUUCUAGGAAAAUCUCACUUAACACUAAAACAGUGCUCUGAUCUCAUGGCUUCUUCAUCAUGUUCCUCCCAAAAUAAAUUGUGCAAUGAGAAACAAAAGCAAGGCUUAUCAUUCACAGAUUAUCUGAGAGGUUUGUCUGUUCUUCUCUGCGAGAUCUUCUUCGAGAAAAUCACAUCAAGCAACCUCCAAAAUCCCCUCCCUUUAUCUCCUCUUUCUGAUCUCACUUGCAUUGUCACUGGUCCCACCAGUGGAAUUGGCCUUGAAAUAGCCAGAAACUUGGCCUUCUCAGGGGCUCACUUGGUCAUGGCAGCAAGAAACCAAAAAGCAGCUCAUGACUUGAUAAACCAGUGGAACCAUGGAAGAUCAUCAUCUUCUGAUACUGAUUCUGAAGCAGCAAAUCAGCUUAAUAUUGAGGUGAUGGAGCUGGAUCUUCUCUCCCUGCAAUCUGUUGUGAAGUUUGCACAUCAAUGGAAUUCAAGUUCAAGGCCUCUGAAUGUUUUGAUCAACAAUGCUGGAAUACUCUCCAUGGGGAAGCCUCACAAGUUGUCAGAAGAUGGGUUUGAGACUCACUUGCAAGUCAAUCAUCUUGCACCUGCAUUGUUGUCUAUACUGCUCUUGCCAUCACUCAAGAAAGGAUCUCCUAGCAGGAUUGUGAACAACAGUUCAACAGGACACUUUCUUGGUUUUGUCGAUGUAGAUGACAUGAACUUUACUUCUGGGAGGAGGACAUUCUCAAGCUUCAAAGCGUACGCAAGUAGUAAGCUAGCACAGGUAAUGGUCAGCAGCAUCUUGCAGAAGAAGCUUCCUGAAAAAUCUGGAAUCAGUGUAGUAUGUGCAAGUCCAGGGUGUGUGAGAAAGACAAAUGUGGCGAGGGAUAUUCCCAAAAUGGUUCCACUUGUUUUCAACUCACUGCUAUUUUUCUUGUACACACCUAAAGAAGGAUCUAGAAGUUUACUUUAUGCAGCUACACAUCCUCAAGUUCAAGAUUACACUAAGUCCUUGAAGGCUCAAGACUCUCCUGUUUGUGCUUAUAUGGAUCAUGAUUGUAGUUUUGGUCAUGUUUCUAAAGAAGCUCAAAACUUGGAGACAUCCAUGAAAGUUUGGGACAGGACAUUGGAUAUGACUGGACUUCCUUCUGAUGUAGUGGACAAGUUACUGAGUGAGGAUGCUGUAGAAGUAAGCCUAAAAGAUAGGUCAAAUUAAGCUAUGUUACGUUGUGAGGUGGUACACCUCAUCAUUUGUAAUCUUCUAUUUUCAUUUUUCAAGUUUUUUUCUUUUUUAUAAGCAAACAUACAUAUGUUGAAGAUUUGGUUUGGAAGUCUGGAAUUAUUUAGACAUAAGAAAAAUACAAAGAACUGGAUUCUAUCUCCUGUGCGAUGCACGGAAGAGUUCUAACUA
This is a messenger RNA of Prosopis cineraria, 1449 nucleotides long. RefSeq names its product dehydrogenase/reductase SDR family member FEY-like. Lineage: Eukaryota; Viridiplantae; Streptophyta; Magnoliopsida; Fabales; Fabaceae. The record is from RefSeq and is a predicted model, not a curated record. The coding region runs from base 37 to 1254 and encodes 405 amino acids. The transcript is spliced from 2 exons.